GCGCGCACACCGACCGGAGCGCGAGCCGCCGCCGCCACACCGACCGGACCGGAGCGCAGAGCAGCGCAGCGCGCGACGCCUCACCUCGCCGGGGCUGGCAGCUCACCGACACCCUCACACCCGAGGCGGAGGAAGGCAGAGCAAGCGGAAGAGCCGGCCCGCUGUUAGCGCCGCGUGCCGCGAUGUCGGAGUUCCUGGUGAGUCUGCUCGGGGAGCGGCUCGUCAACGGCGAGAAAGCCGAGGUGGACGUGCAGUCCCUGGGCGGCAGGCUGUCGCUGCUCGGGCUCUUCUUCGGAUGCAGCCUGAACGCGCCCUGCAAGCAGUUCAACGGCAGCCUGUGCGAGUUCUACAGCCGCUUCAAAAAGGCGUCUGAGCACAAGGACAAACUGGAAAUCGUCUUCAUUUCGUCUGAUCAGGACCAGAAACACUGGCAGGACUUUUUGCAGGAGAUGCCGUGGCCUGCGCUACCUUUCAAAGACAGACACAAAAAGAUGAAGCUGUGGAACAAGUACAAAGUAACCAGCAUCCCGUCCCUGGUGUUCGUGGACGCCGCGACGGGGAAGAUCGUGUGUCGGAACGGCCUGCUGGUGGUCAGAGACGACCCCAAAGGCCUGGAGUUCCCCUGGGGCCCCAAGCCGUUUGCGGAGGUGGUGGCAGGACCUCUGCUCAGGAACAACAGGCAGACGGCGGACAGCGGCUCCCUGGAGGGACACUACGUGGGAGUGUAUUUCUCGGCACACUGGUGUCCACCGUGCCGCAGCCUCACUCGGGUCUUGGUGGAAUCGUACCGAACCGUCAAAGAGUCGGGUCAGAAGUUUGAGAUCGUGUUCGUCAGCGCUGACAGGUCGGAGGAGUCCUUCAAGCAGUACUUCAGCGAGAUGCCGUGGCUGGCGGUGCCGUACUCGGACGAGGCCCGGCGGUCACGACUCAACAGACUGUAUGGAAUACAAGGUAUUCCCACGCUGAUCCUGCUGGACGCCGAGGGUCACGUGAUCACGCGACAGGGCCGCGUGGAGGUGCUGAACGACCCGGAGUGCCGGCUGUUCCCGUGGCACCCGCGGCCCGUGCUGGAGCUCAGCGAGUCCAACGCCGUGCAGCUCCACGAGGGGCCCUGCCUCGUCCUGUUCGUGGACGCCGAGGAGGAAGGAGAGCUGGAGCCGGCCAAGGAGCUGAUUCAGCCGAUAGCGGAGAAGCUCAUGGCCAAGUACAAAGCCAAGGAGGAGGAGACGCCGCUGCUCUUCUUCGUGGCCGGAGAGGACGACAUGAGCGACUCCCUGCGGGACUACACCAACCUGCCGGAGGCGGCGCCGCUGCUCACCAUCCUGGACAUGUCGGCCCGGGCCAAGUACGUGCGCGACGUGGAGGAGAUCACGCCGGCCGUCGUGGAGCAGUUCGUCGGCGACUUCCUGGCCGAGAAGCUCAAACCGGAGCCCAUCUGAGGAGGACGGGCUGUAAACGGGACCCCUCUCCAGGGACCCCGACCUGACCUCCCUGCUCCAGCCGUCAC
Molecule: messenger RNA, 1507 nt
Organism: Salarias fasciatus (jewelled blenny)
Lineage: Eukaryota; Metazoa; Chordata; Actinopteri; Blenniiformes; Blenniidae
Gene: nxn
Product: nucleoredoxin
Exons: 8
Coding region: 183-1439 (418 amino acids)
Biological process (GO): negative regulation of protein ubiquitination; negative regulation of Wnt signaling pathway
Cellular component (GO): nucleus
Molecular function (GO): thioredoxin-disulfide reductase (NADPH) activity
Source: RefSeq, a predicted model, not a curated record